Molecule: messenger RNA, 505 nt
Organism: Dentiscutata heterogama
Lineage: Eukaryota; Fungi; Glomeromycota; Glomeromycetes; Diversisporales; Gigasporaceae
Source: the annotation of a GenBank genome assembly
AAAUAAAUCGAAUUUAUUUUCAAAAAAUAUAUUUCAAGGAGCUUUAUUUGAAAUCCUCAGAGUAUUAAAACCAGAAGGUUGGUUAGAGAUUGUACAUUCACUUCGUUCAGAUAAAUUUACUGGGCCAGCUUCUGAACGAUUGAAUACUGCACUCAUUUCGUGGAACAAGGACUGUGGAAUUGAUCUUGAUCUAAUAACACACUUAGAAGAUUACCUUAAAAUGACAGAGAAAUUCGAAUUUAUAUCAUCUCAAAUAAUAAAAAUUCCUAUUGGAGGUGAUGGUUUUGGAGAGUUUUCUUCUGAAAUUGCUUUAUACUAUCUGAAACUUAUGAAAGUAAUUCUUGCACCUUAUAUGGGAAUUUCGGUUGAAGAAUAUGACCAAUUGCUAAGAGAGCUUGGAAAAGAGAUGAAAGACAAACGUGGUGAAGUAUAUUCUACACAAAAAAGAGUAUUUGCAAGAAAGAAAGAUAUAAGCAUUCUUAAGGAAGUUUAUGUGCCACAAUAA